AUGUUUACGCUAGCAGCAUAUGACAAUGAGUACUUAAAGUCCAUGGAACAAACUUCUUCAGCAACACUCUUAGGUUUCACCGAUUCCUCUUCAGAUCUUCAGAUUCCUCUCUUCCUCGUGUUCCUGAUCAUAUACGGUAUCACUGUGCUAGGAAACCUUGGCAUGAUAGUCAUCAUCCGGGUUAACCCGAAACUGCACACCCCCAUGUACUUUUUCCUUAGUCACCUGUCAUUCGUUGACUUCUGCUAUUCUUCCAUUGUUACACCCAAGCUGCUUGAGAACCUGGUCAUGGAAGAUAAAAGCAUCUUCUACUGGAGCUGUGUGUGGCAGUUCUACCUGUCUUGCUUCGCUGUGGUGGCCAAGUCCUUCUUGCUGGUGGUGAUGGCCUAUGACCGCUUCGUGGCCAUCCGUAACCCCCUGCUGUACACAGUCGCUAUGUCACAGAGGCUCUGUGCUCUGCUCGUGGCUGGAUCCUACUUCUGGGCUCUGUUUUGCCCCUUUGUGCUCUUUUGCUAUGCUCUUCAGCUAAGCUUCAGUGGACUUAAUGUCAUCCACCACUUUUUCUGCGAAUAUACGUCCCUCAUUGCGGUCUCUACCUCUGACAUACACAUCCCCCUACUGUUGCUUUUUGGCUUUGCCACUUUCAAUGAGGUGAGUACUCUCCUGAUCAUCCUUACCUCCUAUGUGUUUAUUUUUGUGACUGUAGUAAAAGUCCCAUCUGCCAGCGGGCGUCGUAAAGCCUUUUCCCCCUGUGCCUCCCACCUGACGGCCAUCACCGUCUUCCAUGGCACCAUCCUUUCCCUCUACUGCGUGCCCAACUCCAAGAACUCUCGACACACCGUCAAAGUGGCCUCCGUGUUUUACACGGUUGUCAACCCCAUGCUGAACCCUCUGAUCUACAGCCUGAGAAGCAAGGAUGUAAAGGAUGCCUUCAAGAAAGCAGUAGACACAAAAGUCCCUUUUCACUGA
Messenger RNA from Chinchilla lanigera (long-tailed chinchilla), 969 nucleotides. RefSeq names its product olfactory receptor 5D14-like. The transcript has 3 exons. Gene Ontology annotation, cellular component: membrane. Lineage: Eukaryota; Metazoa; Chordata; Mammalia; Rodentia; Chinchillidae. The record is from RefSeq and is a predicted model, not a curated record. Bases 1 to 969 code for a protein of 322 amino acids. Gene Ontology annotation, biological process: sensory perception of smell; G protein-coupled receptor signaling pathway. Gene Ontology annotation, molecular function: G protein-coupled receptor activity; olfactory receptor activity; odorant binding.